GAAGAGAAGAGAAGAAGAGAAGAGAAGAAGACUUCUCACGAUCUGCUGAUUAUAAGGAGAACAAGAUGUCCAACAUCAGUGAUGAGACGGAACCAAACAUCUUUUACACCCAUGGGCAUUUGUUCACAGUCGUGGUUUUAUCUGUCACGACCCUCGUGGGUGUCCCCGGCAAUGCUCUGGUGCUUUGGAUUACCGGAGUGAAGAUGAAGUGGACCAUGAACACCAUUUGGUUUUGGAACCUUGCUCUGGCCGAUAUUAUCUGCUGCCUGUCUCUCCCAUUGACUGUAGUGCAGUACUUCUACCCAGAAUGGCUGUACGGCGCUGUGCUCUGCAAGAUGUUACACUUCAUUGUUCCAUUGAACAUGUUCACCAGCGUCUUCACCUUGGUGGCUAUCAGCGUUGACCGUUGCAUCCUGGUUGUCCAACCCAUUUGGGCCCGAAAUCACCGAGUAGUACGACUGGCUUGGAUGACCUGCUUGGCUAUUUGGACCUUGUCCUCCGUGAUGUGUCUACCUAAAGUCCUGUACCAAACGUUCUACACUGAAUAUAACAAAACUUGGUGCUAUUCUGAAGAGCACAUAAUAGUGCCCACCGCUUACAUCUACAUGGUUUUUGGUUUUCUGCUUCCAUUCUUAAUCAUUUCUGCCUGUUACAUUUCUGUGGCUUUCAUAUUACACAAGAGAAGAUUUACAGAAGUUGGUAAUAAAAUCAUCAAGGUGUCUUUAGGGAUCGUAGUCACAUUUUUCAUCACCUGGGCCCCCUACCACAUCAUGGGGGUAGUCCUGCUAUACACUCCAAAUGAAGUAGUACUCAUCCUGGAUAUGUUCUCGCAGUCUCUGGCCAUGUUCAAUAGUUGCAUCAACCCGAUUCUCUACGUCUUCAUGGGGAAAGAUAUGAAGGAUAAGGUGAGACUUUCUUUUGCAGAGCUCAUGCAAAGUACCCUUAGCGAAAGCUUAUCAAAGACACCACCUCAGAGGAUUCGGCACAUGGAAGCGGAAGACGUGCCUCUACAGUGAAGAUCUCAUUGUAAGGACGAGCGCCAAGAUCAUUAAAGGAAGACCUCUGCGUGAAUGCCGAGAAGGAUCUGUAGACUUUUUUUGUUCAAUUAGUGAUUGUGGUCAACUGAUUGCAGGAAAUCUUAUCAGUGCAUUCUAGGGUGGCUGCACA
This is a messenger RNA of Rana temporaria (common frog), 1167 nucleotides long. RefSeq names its product C3a anaphylatoxin chemotactic receptor-like. The transcript has 2 exons. Gene Ontology annotation, molecular function: complement component C5a receptor activity; G protein-coupled receptor activity. Gene Ontology annotation, biological process: positive regulation of cytosolic calcium ion concentration; inflammatory response; complement receptor mediated signaling pathway. The record is from RefSeq and is a predicted model, not a curated record. Bases 66 to 1016 code for a protein of 316 amino acids. Gene Ontology annotation, cellular component: plasma membrane. Lineage: Eukaryota; Metazoa; Chordata; Amphibia; Anura; Ranidae.